AUGUCUUCAACUAAUUUAUUUCACCAUGAUACUCUACCACCAUCAUUUUCGGAUCCCGAAAAUCGCGAUCCCAUGCGAAUUAAUACACAUUUGCAGCUUGAUUUUGCUAAUGUAAUCGCUGAACCUGACACAAGUGCGUAUAAUUUCGAAGCACUUCAUAAAGUAUCACAACAAGUUUACCAUUACAGCAAAAUUUGUAUCUAUCGACUUUUGGCCAUUUUGAUUGGUUUGCCAUUGAUGGUAUGUUGGGGUAUUUUCUUUGGUGUUUAUGCAUUUACCAUGAUAUGGCUUGUUGCACCCAUGCGCCGACUAUCUCAAUCAUUUAUUGGUGAAAUCGGUCUGUACGUUCAAUCAACAAGUGAUGCUAUUGUUGCACCAUUAUUUCGUUCAAUGGGUAAAAUAUAUUCCGGUGUUCAUGUGUCUCUUGCUAAACAAGAUAUUCAUUCAAUAAAGCAAAUUCAAGUGUAA
Molecule: messenger RNA, 468 nt
Organism: Rotaria socialis
Lineage: Eukaryota; Metazoa; Rotifera; Eurotatoria; Philodinida; Philodinidae
Source: the annotation of a GenBank genome assembly